Brassica oleracea var. oleracea is the source of this 3809-nucleotide messenger RNA. Its product is annotated as E3 ubiquitin-protein ligase UPL7. The record is from RefSeq and is a predicted model, not a curated record. Gene Ontology annotation, biological process: ubiquitin-dependent protein catabolic process; protein polyubiquitination. Lineage: Eukaryota; Viridiplantae; Streptophyta; Magnoliopsida; Brassicales; Brassicaceae. The transcript is spliced from 15 exons. Gene Ontology annotation, molecular function: ubiquitin protein ligase activity; protein binding. The coding region runs from base 134 to 3565 and encodes 1143 amino acids.
UAUCGUUUUUUUUGUCUGUAAGCUGACGUCAUAAAAGAAGUGGCUCGAAGAUUGAUACGGAAGUCGCUUCGAUCCUUAAAACGUCAAUACGAACGAAGACGAAGAAGAUCGGAGAAUCAAAUUUUAGCCUCCAAUGGACCUUAAUCGUAAACACAAGGUCUCCCUCAGAGGCGCCAGCAGUGAGGAGAUGUCAAGGGAUGCUUUGCUUGCUAAAGUCUCACAAGCAAGGGAGCUUCGCAGUUACGCGAGACGUGCUAAUGCUGCUGCUAUUUUCAUUCAGAGAGUUUGGAGGUCUUACAUUGUGAGAAAGAAGGCAGCUUUUGUGAUCCAGGAAGAGUGGGAGAGUUCGCUGAGUUGCAAUUCUGAUACACUGACUAAGAGUUGGGUGUCAAGUAGAGUGUUGAGACCUUUCCUCUUCUUUAUCAGAUCUCUGUGUGUCCAACAUCAAAAGAUAGAGCCACGAGAUGUACAGUGCAUGCACACUUGCUUUAAGAUUCUACUGGAAAGCAUCAACUCUAAUGAUCAAGGGUAUCAUUUUUGCUCACUAGCAGUUGGUACAUUUGAAGAGAGUAAAACAUGGGCCUGUCAAACACGAAGACUGGUGUCUCUCUGCUCUUUCCUUCUCACGGAGUGUAGUUACUCACAGGAGAGGAUAAAAGAUGUUCUUGGUGUCAGUGCCCUUUUACUACGCAUCCUUAUUGUUUUAACCGAUCCCAAAAGCUGGAAGAUUAUCUCAAAACAAAACUUUGAAGAUGCAGAAACAGCUGGGAAAAUGAUCGUUCAGUUUUUAGGGAGCUCUAAAAGUGGAUAUUACAGAGCAGUUAGAAAAUAUAUCAAGUCAUUAACCAAAAAUUCAGAUGAGAGACUAUUGAUUACUACGAGUGCAGUAACUUUGGCUCUACGACCAUUCCAUGCGAGACAACCUACUUUUGUUGAUGACAAUCAACCAGACACAAAUUUGGCUGUUGAAGGAUAUGUUUCUCUAAUACUUACAGUUCCUCGACUAGUUUGCUGCCUUCCAAGCGCUCUCAUACGUGCACUGAAGCACAAAAGCAUACUAAUGCCAAGCUUUCAUACUAUAUUGAUUUUGAGGGACAAACUGUUGACCAGAAUAUCAGAAAUAGAGCAUUCAGAGAAGCAAAGCUGUACAACGGAGAUUCCUUCUGUUGGAUGGGCUAUGGGGAACAUCAUAUCCCUGGCAACAGUUAGUGAAAACGAUUUUAUGGACACACAAGAAUCUAAUCCAGAGAUGUUUUAUGUCUUGUAUGUUCAUGUUAUUGUGACCCUCGCCGAGAAUCUCUUGUCUCAAGUUGAAAAGGUUGGAACUCGGGAUAUUCAUCUUGACUUUGAGGCCACACCGGAUGAUACGGAGAAAGGAAAAAGUUCUGUAAAGAUUUCGUUUGUUGAAUUGCUUCGACCAGUAUGUCAACAGUGGCAUCUCGCAAAACUGUUGGCAGCUUCUGGGAAAGAAACUCGUGUUACAGCAGAUAAAGAUGCAUCAACGAGGAGUAAAAAAGGAUCAGAAACCCUAGAAUUGUUUGACAUUGCACGAUUCUAUUCAUGUAUGUUGAGAAUCUUCUGCGUGCUGAAUCCUGUUGUAGGACCUUUGCCUGUCCUUAAUAUGUUAUCCUUCUGUCCUGGAUACGUUGUCUCUUUGUGGAGCUCUCUAGAGAGUGUCCUACUCCCUGAAGAUGGUUGCACUGCUGACGAAUCAUCUCAUAAACCUGCUAAAGCUUCAUGGAAUACAAGAAGUGCUUCUGAGAAGAAACUGAAGCACCUUAAGAAUGACGGAGUCAACAAGUGGGUGAAUGUGCUUAACAAGUUCUCUGGUAAAUCACCGGGGCCGCGGGAACAUGUGGAGAGUACCGUUGAUCAGCCAGGAUCAAGCCAGGCUAAUGAGUCAACUGAUGAUGGGUGGGACGUGCAAACUCUUAGGAGUGGUCCUGUAGGUAUAUCCAAAGAUGUGUCAUGUCUGCUUCAUCUAUUUUGUGCAAGCUAUGCGCAUUUACUCGUGGUUCUUGAUGACAUACAGUUCUAUGAAAAGCAGAUCCCCUUUACGCUAGAGAAACAACGGAGAAUUGCGUCAGUGCUUAACACUCUCGUGUACAAUGGAUUGUUGCGUGGCACAGGUCCUGAGAAUAGACAACUUAUGGAUUCUGCUAUCAGAUGUUUGCAUCUAUUGUAUGAAAGAGAUUGCAGGCACCCUUUUUGUCCUUCUGCCCUGUGGCUCUCACCUGGUAGAACUAGUAGACCUCCAAUUGCAUUUGCUGCAAGAACUCAUGAGGUUUUACCAACCAAUGAUGUUUUUACGUCUCCAAGCAUGGGUUCUGUUAUAACAAUUACUCCGCAUGUCUUUCCAUUUGAAGAAAGGGUUCAUGUGUUUAGAGAGUUUAUAAGCAUGGAUAAAGCUUCAAGGAAAAUGGCUGGUGAAGUGGAUGCGCCUGGCGCAAGAUCAAUAGAGAUAGUUGUUCGUCGAGGUCAUGUGGUCGAGGAUGGAUUUCGACAACUGAAUUCCAUCGGUAGCAGGCUAAAAUCCUCCAUUCAUGUCUCGUUUGUGAACGAGUCUGGCCUUCCUGAGGCUGGCCUAGACUAUGGUGGCCUUUCAAAAGAAUUUUUGACGGACAUAACCAAAGCAGCUUUUGCUACUGAGUAUGGGUUAUUCUCGCAAACUACUACUUCAGAUAGGUUGCUUGUUCCUAGCCCAUCUGCUCGGUACCUUGAGAACGGGAUUCAGAUGAUUGAGUUUCUUGGAAGAAUUGUUGGAAAAGCUCUAUAUGAAGGAAUACUUCUGGAUUACUCCUUUUCACACGUUUUCAUCCAGAAGCUAUUGGGGCGUUAUAGCUUUAUUGAUGAACUGUCAGGGCUUGAUCCGGAGCUCUACAGGAACCUUAUGUAUAUCAAGCAAUAUGAGGGUGAUUUACAGGAACUCUGUCUGGAUUUCACAGUCACUGAAGAGUUUUGUGGGAAAAUGAGCAUAAUUGAGCUCAAACCCGGUGGGAAGGAUAUCUCAGUAACGAUUGAGAACAAAAUGCAAUAUAUUCAUGCAAUGGCCGACUAUAAACUCAACCGCCAGAUUGUGCCCUUUUCAAAUGCAUUUUACAGAGGGUUAACCGACCUUAUAUCUCCUGCUUGGUUGAAACUGUUUAACACCCAUGAAUUUAAUCAGUUACUCUCUGGAGGAAACCAUGAUAUCGAUGUUGAUGACUUAAGAAGGAAUACAAAAUACACUGGUGGUUACUCUGAUAGCAGUCGAACAAUCAAAAUCUUUUGGGAGGUUAUGAAAGGUUUUGAACCGAGUGAACGCUGCAUGCUCCUAAAGUUUGUGACUAGUUGUUCUCGAGCACCACUCCUUGGUUUCAAAUACUUGCAGCCAACCUUCAUCAUCCACAAAGUUUCUUGUGACACUUCUCUUUGGGCUGCCAUUGGAGGACAAGAUGUAGAAAGGCUUCCAUCUGCUUCUACGUGCUACAAUACUCUUAAGCUUCCAACGUAUAAACGAGCAAGCACUAUGAGGGAGAAACUAUUGUACGCGAUUACAUCAAAUGCAGGAUUUGAACUCUCCUAGAGACCUCUGACCAGAGGCAUACCAUUGUCAUAUGGGUUGGUGAUGAUGUCCAUGAGAGGUUGGUAGGCGUUAAAGGCGACAAGCUUGAGGCCUGAGUGUCGUUUCAUCAAUGCCUGUGUUGUGGCUUCAAGUUUGGUGUUGAACAUGACAGCAUCAUUGUUGAGCCUCUCGACACAACUCUUGUUUCCUGCACCGAAAAGAGUGAUAGCUGCAGGCAGGCAACCCAUUGGCGGUAACGAUAUCA